Molecule: messenger RNA, 4438 nt
Organism: Chilo suppressalis (striped riceborer)
Lineage: Eukaryota; Metazoa; Arthropoda; Insecta; Lepidoptera; Crambidae
Source: the annotation of a GenBank genome assembly
AUGAUGUUAUUCUUCAAGGUUGGCGGACAGCUGGGGUCCUCCAAGGAGUUCUUAGUGCUGGUCGGGGGUGGGGGCGGGUCCCGGAAGCUGCCGGCGGGGCCCGCUCGUUUACACCUGCAGGGAAGAAGAUUUGCACUUACCAGCGGGGUGCCGCCGCGUCUGCUGGGCUUGUGGGAAUUGGCGCAUUUAAGGCGAUAUGGAGUGGUGGAAGGCAGAUUUUGCUUCGAAGGGGGCUCUCAUUGUGGCAAAGGUGAAGGCCUUCAUUUGCUCAUCACUGACCAAGCUCAAGACAUCACCGAUGCAUUCGACAUGGCUGCCCGGGGAAACCUAUCAGCUCCAAAAACACCGGUUUCUAGAAAAAGUACAGAUAGAGGAAGCAAAUCUAGGCCGACCACCCGAAUGUCAGAUGUUAACACAAUAGAUCAAUCUAGAGCAGAAACUGCAAGCGGCUUAUACGAGGAAAACUUCUUUGGUGAAGACCGAGAAGGGAUAUCCCCUUUCUGGCCAUCAGACGAAAGACGAGAUUUUGAUGACCAUGACAUGAAAUGUAUGAAUGACGUAGAAAUAGGCACAAGACCGCCUUGGAAUGGAGCAGAUCACGUCACUUUAGAAAGAUGCAACAACUGUCUUACCAAACUAGGAGCUAUGUCUAGGUCUUCAACAGUAGCCCUCACACCUACAGCGCACUUUAACCCAGCAUGGACCAUGGAAGCUGUUCCCGAAAGUAGCUCUGAUAAUUCUUCUAAUAGUACUGAAUAUUUAACUCCAAGGGCCAUCAGGAAAACUUUAGAGGCAUGUCAUUGUAAGGAAAAGCCUCCGCUUAGACCUCCAAAACCUUCACACAUGGAACAAAAGAAACUACCGGCUCAAUUACCGGUUAAUGAAUGCCAAUGUUUGUCCAACGACAAUUAUUUGAAUAACCCAAAAGUGGGUCCUUACGAAAAUUAUGACGUUCCAAAAACGACACAUACAGAAGUUGAAAAUACUGAAUACUAUGACACCCCUAAAAGAAUAAAACAAGCAUUAGCAGAUGACCUAUUUCAAGUUGCUGAUAAAUCUGGACCUGGAUCUUUGGUACUAAAAAAGAAUUGCGGCUGCAUAUUAAAAUUUGGAUCAAGAAAAAAACCCGUUAUAGUUGAAUGUGAAGAAAGUCUACAACCCGUUGAAUGUCCAUGUCAAAAAGUCACAAACUGGGCAAAUAAUUUAAUAAGUCUUCCUUAUUGCAAAAAAAGUGUUAAUAGUGAGGUAAACACGGAAGUUCUUACUAGCAAAAAGUCGGAAGAGAUGGCAAUAUAUGCAACGGUAGAUGUUUCACGAAAAACAAAUAGACAAAGCGGAGCUGCGGAUAAGUUACCGAUGCUAGAAGUUAUAAAUGAUACAGAAUAUACCAAUUACCAAAACAUUGAACCAAAUAAUGAAAAAGACUUCGACGGACCAUACGCGAAUUACGAAAAUCUUGAGUUCGCUUUAUCUCUUGAAUAUUACGAAAAUGCCAAAGACCUUUUGAAAAAAGCUGGUGUGACACAAAGUGAACUUGAUGCGCUUAGUGCUAAUAUAGAAUUAGAAACCAUCCACCUUCCAAAAAAAGUUCGACAUUGUGGAAAAUGUGGACAUGCACCAAAUGAAACAUCAAAGAAUAAUGAAACAGUCAAAAAUAAAACAGACGAGUAUUUAUUAAUGGAGCCAUCGCCAGAUAGAGCAUCAAGCAGUCGUGUACUAGGGCCUAAUCCAGGAUAUACUCCUAUGUCACCAAAUCCUAACUGGUCACAAAGUUUGAAGCAUCCCAUCCACAAAAUGCACCGUGUAGAGAUAGAAAAAUCUUUGAGCAUACCCACUUUGAAUGGCAGUGCAAAUAGAACACAAAGUUUCGACACAACGGUAGCAGGAAAUAAAGAAGCAAUACAAAAGCGCUCUAAUUCCGUAGACUCAGCAAGGAUUCUCGAAGACUUAAAAGAAUUUGAUAGCAGCAUAGGAAGCCACGCGACAUCUUCAUCUCUAGAAACACUCAGAAAUUUGGCUAUAGAAAAUAGGAGGUCUUCAUCACCUUGUGACAAUGAAAGGGAGUGCUAUGAUUGUUGCAAAUCGUCGGGCUCUGAACAUAAAACGUCAGAAGAAAAUUCUAUGAAAGAAGUCCCCCAUUUGAGAAAUAAACUAAUGGAUAAUGCACAAAUUAAAAGGUCCUCCAGUGUGCCAUGUAAAGGAGGUAAUAGGGAUUCUUCCAGUUCCAAUGAUUCAGGAGUUUCAAGUUGCUCUAUGAAACAUGGUGGCGCUGAAUACAAUGAGUUUGAAAUGCCACUAACGUCUGCCCAUUCCCGACAACAGUAUAUGAUACAGAGAAGAAUGCGAGGCCAUGCUAUUGGAUGUCUUCACUCGUCUUUGCCUAGGAAAUCAAAAUCUUCAGAUCCAUUGAGAGAUCUCUCAAUGCAACUUCAUAAAGCGAAUGUUCCUGCGAAGUCAUCUUCAGCUGAAGCGGAGGUGCCAGUAUUACCACCGAAACAAUUUAAAGGAGUCAUGGACACGCACAGCACUUCUAGUGGCACGUCAGAUAUGUCUGAUUAUAUUGAAACUCUGUCUAUGACAUCAUCACAUUCGUCUUCAGAUACUCCAACAGGACUGAGGCUGAGCCGUCAACCCACGAGCACUCUUCGUCCCCGAUCUGGCAAGGAGUAUCAUAAUAUGGACCCCAUCCUAACGUCAAUGUACAAAAGCGGAAAAGAACUUGCCAAUUACACUAACUUACCUUAAACUAAGAUAUCCAUUAAAGUACUUACAGACUUGGUGUAACCCUUAAAAUUCUAAUUUAUGGUAUGUUUCCAAAACUUUAUUCUAUACUUAAAUUAAUUUAAACGUUUCUGAAGGCAAAUCGAGAAAGUUGAAAAAGUAAUUUAUCACAAAAGCUAUCAAUAAGAUCAAGUUUUAUUGAAGACUUGCUAUACGGAUCUCAUUUUAAAGCUCAAUUUUCUGGUGAAGGCAUUACAGCCAUUUCGUCAUUCAGUAAAAAAAAAAAUAUAUGAGAAAUUACUUUGCAAUUCGUAAAAGUCGAUUUAAAUCAUUUUGAAUUCGCUGUCGGUCGUAAAUUAUGUGAUAUCAAUAUUGGUUUCCAUUAUUGCAGCUGGAAUCAGAUACAUGAUUUUCAUGAUGCUUUAUUAUUUAUUGUAACCACUUAUUGUUUCAAUGUGAAUUGUUAUUUAAUAACUCCUAAGUUAACUUUAUAUUCAAUUUUAUUUAACAUUGUUACUUUAGUUUUAUUGAACUAUAAGACUGAAAUUUUUACACUUAUUUUUCGUAACAACAGCACUUUUAUUUUGCAAAUCGAAUUUAAUCUAGUCAAGAUACCAAAUGAUGAUGAUAUAGCAAUUAAAUGUAAAAAUAAAUGUAUUAGAUUAUCUGUUAAAAUGUAUAGUUGUAAAAAGUUUUGGGUAUAAUUAAACAACGAUUACUAAGCAGUUUAUAGUCCAUAGAUUGUAAAAAUACAUUUGAUACGAGGUUUUACUGUUCAGUAUUUACCGCAUUGUAUAUUAUAUAUUAACAGUAAGAUAAAUUUCAGCAAUAAUAAAAGUUCACUGUUUGAUGAGAAGUAAUUUGGUGUAGUUUCAUAAAAAUGUGUCUGCAUCUCUCUGGUUAAGCACUCUCAUUAAAAAUAAUACAUAUCGAGUCGUUUGUCGACUCGCUUUAACUUGAAUAAUAUCCACAUGAGAAACCCGUCUCGUAACAUAUCUAGCCACAGUGAUACUUUUGUAAUUAUAAAUAUUUUUGUAAAUGUGGUCAUUGAACUGGAACUUGGUAAAAACGAAUUAGUAGAAAACAUUUUGGCAAAGAAUAGUUUUUAUACUUGUGGCGUAGUUGUUAUAGUAUACUCUGAUAAAUUUGUGUUUAGAAAACGCCGUGUCAUUUUUAAUAACUUCUUUUAGAUCCCAAUAUGUACGAAAUCUCAUUUAAUUUUAUUUCUUUUUUAUUAAUCUACUUUCUAAUAAAGAGUUUCCGCCUUAGGGAUGCCGUGGGAAAGUUAAAAGAAUUUCCUAAUUAAAAAAUCUCGCUAAACGCUUUAGCUGCCGUUUGUGUUAAUCCGUUUGAUAAAAGGUCUUAACUCGAGUGGCUGUGGGGCAGCAAAUAAAGGAACUGAAGUGUAAUCUACUAGGUAAUACUCAAAGUGUUUGCAGGCAAUGUUUCUUUAUGUAAAAUGAGUUUAAUGUGUGAUAAUGUGGUCUACUUUUGCUGUGUUAUCGUUUGUAAUACCGUGAACUGGACAUAGAGCAGUGUGCGCAGAAAAGUGUUGAAAUUUGGAUUCAUAACCAAAAACUUAUACUCAGUAUCGUAAUAUGCGUUACUUAGGCUGGGGGAAUUCACUUUUAAACUACUCCUGUUCUAGAAGUUCUGUCUAUGUUAACAAACUACGAAUUAUUUGAGUGACGUGAACUAAGCAUGGAGUAUCUUCGUC